This is a messenger RNA of Copidosoma floridanum, 2066 nucleotides long. RefSeq lists its product as uncharacterized. Lineage: Eukaryota; Metazoa; Arthropoda; Insecta; Hymenoptera; Encyrtidae. Gene Ontology annotation, molecular function: protein binding. The record is from RefSeq and is a predicted model, not a curated record.
GACCUCCUAUAUAUUUAUACUUUCGGGGCUUAUACAGAUACCUAUUAUUUUGCUGGGUGAGAAAGACGGAUAGUUGUUUUUGUUAGCAUAUUCCAGCGGUAAUAAUGCAUAUUUGGAAUCUGUAUUACAUAUUUAUACAGCUUAAAAUGUUUAAAUAUUAAUCAUGUGUGCCUAUUUACUGACUUAUUUGUAUAAAUUGAACUUUAUACAAAAACUCAUGAUACAAUCGUUGAUUGUCUCAAUCAUUAUUCUAAACAAAUCUACAUGAACAGAGCAAAAUUUUAUUGAUCUGACAAUCUGGGCAAGUUUUUCAUGAUGGAUUACCGACCAGCCGAAGUAAAAGAGUGGCUCAGAUACUUCAAAAAGUAUAUAUCAAAGAAGGACAAGGAAAAAGUCAUACAACUGUUGAGUAAUGUUCCCCUGUCAAUGAGAUGUGACAGUAAAGGCAACACUUUGCUACAUUACUCGGCAAAAAUGGGCAGCAAGAUCAUAACAGCUUAUCUAACAGAUGCAGGUUGUCAUAUCAAUGUAAAAAAUGAUCUUGGAGAACCUCCAUUAGCUACUGCCAUCCUGUACAAUAAUACAAAAGUAGCAUCAAUGCUGAUAAAAUCUGGUGCUAUUCUUUACAACACUUACUACAAAGAAAAUUGUGGACCACUACACUUGGCAGCCCAGAGUGGUGAAACUAAAAUUGUUAAAAUGUUAAUUAAAGCUGGCUGUGACGUGACAGCUGUUGACGAUAUUGGUCGCACUCCUCUUCAUGCAGCUGCUCAGUACUGUUUCCCACGAUAUCAGAUCUUUAAAUUGCUAGUAGACGCUGGAGCAGAUGUCAAUGCUAGAACGAUAGAAAAAAGCUCACUCUUGCACACAGCUCACAGAUGUGAAGAAGCUUUUGUACUACUCCUCAGUAAAGGUGUGGACAUUCAUGCACUCAAUUCACUGGGCCAGACGCCUUUGCACAAAGCGGCUAUGUACGGAAAUUACAAAGUUACGAAAAUGUUAAUUGAAGCCGGUUGUGACGUCAACGCAAUCGACAAUUUUGGAGUAACGAGCUUACAUUACGCAGCUACCUGGAAUUCACCAGAGGUCGUGAAUCUGUUGCUGCAAAAUGGUGCCAAUGUGGAUGUGUAUGAUGCCGACGAUUUAGAUCCACUGAUUUAUAGCAUCAAAGAACUAGGCACUAACUUCAGGUACGAAUCAUUACGCAGAAAUUUCGAGAUCAUUGCCGCGCUAAACGACUAUGACAAAGUUUUCGAGGUUCUGCAUUUCGAUGAGAUUCCCAAGCAAUUAGCCGUGAUCAAGUUAUUAUUGAAGGCUGGAGUGCAGUUGAAUCGAAUAAACGUCAAUGGCCUGACGGCAUUCAACAUAGCUGUUUCGGUCGUUUAUCACAGCAGGAUACCCAAGUAUUUGCUGAAAAAAGGAGCAACAUUUGAUUUCAAAGACACGCUAAUAAGACGAAUUUUCGGUGUGCCGAACAAGGGCUCGAAAUUACCACAUCUACUGUUGAGGCACACGGCCAUGUUUGACGCGCACAAUCGAAAGGAUGGUCCGCAAAAUUUUUGCCUUAAAAAAUUGAAAAAGAAAUAUCAAGAGAUUUACUCGUGCUGUAGAGAUGAGCUGGAACUCAUGAAGUCUACCCAACUGUACGAUUCCGUGACGCUUUUUAAUUUACUCGUUGACAAGCAUAUCGGGCCUUACGUCAGAAACGAGUUGAUAGUCGAUGCAUUUUUAAUACGAUCCCAUCGUAUUUCCGAAAGAUUCCCGAAUUAUCACGAUUUGAUUGUCGAGAGGGUCACUAAGGAGAGGAGAAAGCAGGAGUACAUUAGGAGAGCCACCCGAUGCUUGAACCGUAUUUUCCAAUCGACCGGAGGUAGUCUACCCAUAAUAAUUACCGACAACAUUUUGCGUUUUCUACCAAAGAGAGAUUUACGCUCGUUGGUUGCGGUUUAUGGCAAAAAUGCAGUUAAGCAUACCUAAACGUAAGCGUAUUAAUAUCCUUUUUUUUUUUUUACAUCAAAUAAAUAAAAUCUGGUUGCGUACUCAAAAAAAUUCAACACAGAUUUAAA